CACUUCCUCUUUUGUUAGUGCUAAGAACGUUCCAGACCGAGUGAGAAGCAAAAUUCAUUAUCGCUAAGGAACUCUCAACCAGACUUUUUGGAGAGAUUCUCAAAUCUAUGAUGGUAGAAACUGGAAAUGUGGGAAGCAGGUGCCUGCUGAAUGCCACAGCUCUUGGUGUCCUGCUGGUCUGGUUGAUAUUACAAAUGCAGAAUACUUCAGCUUCCUGCCCCCAGUGUAACGAAAAUGCCGUCUGCUUCAACAGUACCCACUGUGUUUGUAAAGAUGGAUUCUGGACAGGGCCUAAAAGCGGAAUGAUAAUUGAGCCCCAUGGGAAAUGUGAAGAUAUUAAUGAGUGUCUAUUGGAGAAAUCGGUGUGCAAAGAUACAUCAUACUGUAAAAAUAAAAUUGGCACUUACAUAUGCAGGUGUAUAGUAGGACAUCCUUUAUUAAACUGGAUAGCUCGUAUUUUUCAUAUUGAUCAUCCCGAUUGUUAUGUGAACUACAGAGAUGACAUCAGAUCAAAGUCAUGUAUGUUGGGUGUACUUAGUGAAUGUAAAACGAAAGAGGACAUUGCAAAACAGGCUACCAUAUUUCUUCACCAAGUGGAACUCCACAUACUGAAUGAAGCCUCACCAAGAAAGGGUGAAAAUUCUACAUGGGAUAUAGUGUAUGAAACUAAGAGGUGCAACAAGACGACGUUUCUUGAAGCUGGAAAAAACACAAUGAAGAUUGACUGUACUAGUGCUUCCAGAGAAAACAAGAACAGAGAUGAGACUUCAGUUGCUUUCAUAGCAUAUAAGUCCCUUGGGAAUCGUCUAAAUGGAACCUUUUUUAGAAACAGAGAAGGAAUUCAAGAAGUGAAAUUGAACUCUCUUAUUGUUGGUGGUGCCAUUCGUUCAGAAAUCAAACCUGUCCUUUCUGAACCUGUACUCCUGACUUUACAAAAUACUCAGCCUAUUGACUCAAGAGCAGAACAUCUCUGUGUCCAUUGGGAAGACACAGAUGAAGGAGGCAGCUGGUCCACCAAGGGCUGCUCUCGUGUACACACCAAUGGCUCCUAUACCGUUUGCAAAUGUGUUCACCUGUCCAGCUUUGCUGUGCUCAUGGCUCUAUCCCUUGAGGAGGAUUCUGUGAUUUCCGCACUGUCAGUGAUCACCUACGUGGGACUGAGUCUUUCUCUCGUGUGCCUAUUCCUGGCGGUCAUAACCUUUCUUCUGUGCCAACCCAUCCGGAAUACCAGCACCACACUUCAUCUGCAGCUCUCCAUUUGCCUUUUUCUGGCUGACCUCCUCUUCCUCAUUGGAAUAAACAGAACUGAGCCUAAGGUGUUGUGCUCCAUCAUUGCAGCAAUGUUGCACUACCUCUACUUGGCUUCAUUCAUGUGGAUGUUUCUUGAAGGGCUACAUCUCUUUCUCACCGUGAGAAAUCUCAAAGUGGCCAACUACAGCAGCUCAGGCAGAUUCAAGAAGAAGUUCAUGUAUCCUGUAGGCUAUGGGAUUCCUGCCUUUAUUGUUACUGUGUCUGCGAUAGCCAGACACAGUAAUUAUGGAACAUACAUCCACUGCUGGCUCAGCCUGCACAACGGAUUCAUCUGGAGCUUUCUGGGGCCAGUGGCAGCUAUUAUUUUGAUAAACCUGGUAUUCUACUUUCAAGUCAUAUGGAUUUUGAGAAGUAAACUUUCUUCCCUCAAUAAAGAAGUUUCUACACUUCAGGACACAAAGAUUAUGACAUUUAAAGCCAUGGUUCAGCUAUUUGUAUUGGGAUGCUCCUGGGGCAUUGGCCUAUUUAUAGCCAAUGAAGUCGGAAAGACAGUGAGAUUGAUAUUUGCCUAUCUGUUCACCAUCAUCAAUGUCCUGCAGGGGGUUUUGAUAUUUGUGGUACAUUGUCUGCUUAAUCGCCAGGUGCGAAUGGAAUAUAAGAAGUGGUUUCAUAGGAUGCAGAAAGGGGUUAAAAUUGAAAGCACUGAGAUGUCUCAUUCUACUACCAACACCAAAAUGGGUGUCUCUCUGAACAUGGACCUCCUCAGCCAGCCAGGAAGCACGAACAGUCCUUCUGUCCCCACCCUUCAGACUGACGGAGUUGCAAGUGUGUGUUCAGCCAUAACCAUGUUUCACACAGGUUCUGAGGAUGUGAACUCAAGUACUCAUGCAUACUGGAGUGGAAAUGUUCACCACUGAGUAAAGUCCAC
Molecule: messenger RNA, 2179 nt
Organism: Acomys russatus (golden spiny mouse)
Lineage: Eukaryota; Metazoa; Chordata; Mammalia; Rodentia; Muridae
Product: adhesion G protein-coupled receptor E4-like
Exons: 17
Coding region: 108-2168 (686 amino acids)
Biological process (GO): cell surface receptor signaling pathway; adenylate cyclase-activating G protein-coupled receptor signaling pathway
Cellular component (GO): membrane
Molecular function (GO): G protein-coupled receptor activity; calcium ion binding
Source: RefSeq, a predicted model, not a curated record